AUGCGAGAAGCGCAGGAAGCACAGAAAGCGACAGUACAGGUAUUACUGGAAUGGAACGAGUCAGGCGUAUGGGCACAAGAUGUGGAUGGGAAUAUGGCAUUGCAUUACCUAGCAGGUACACUGAAUGUGGACGAGGAGAAGGUUUCGUUUGUUCGAGGUAUAGAAGGAGGUGAGUUUGUCUGGCAGAAGGUAAGGUUGGAGAUGAUGGGAGGGUUGAAUGAGAAGGAUGGAGAGAGGCACUGUCUUAGCUACGUCGAUGAACAGUCUCGCUGUCGACGAGCCCCGUGCGGUUUGAAAUCUAAGAGACGAUUAUGCAUCAAGACAGUCAUCAUCGGGCUGCGUGUUAAUUUUCGAGAGCUGCCUUUGCAAUGGCCUGUGCGGCCUUCCUCUAUUUUUAUCAGAGACGGCGAAUCCCCACCUGCCAAAUCAUAUCGUUCGAACAACCGGAUCAGAUCCUCUACUUUACGGUUAAGUUCCUAUGCAUUCGGUUGUAAUGCGCUCCAGGCGCGCUUGCGUGGAUCCCCUCCCAAGCCUGGGAUCCAGACAGGGACGGUGAUAGGCGUCGACAUCCUCCACCUUCCCUGUUUCAAUUUUCACGAAUAUUUUUGCGCUGCUGAUGCUGCGGCCAUUGGCUCUUCUGGACCUCGGAGCGUUGUGCCUAACCCUUUGACAAUGACAUCGUUAUGCACUGCAGCCAAACGGCCCCCCAAGCUCCGGGCAGCCUGCAAUGAGUGUCAUGCUGCUAAAGUUCGCUGCUCUGGGGAGAAAUCUGGAUGUCAGCGUUGUUCCAGCCUGGGCUUGAUCUGUAUCUUUUCUAUCUCAAGGAUAGGCAAAGUCCCAGGGAAACGAAGCAAGGCAAAUCGGGCUGCUGCAGCCGCUGCGGCACUUGCUGCCUCCUCUUCCUCAUCAACGCUCACUUCGAAUUCCUCCACCUCUCUAACUUUGCCCUUGAACCGGGUACCGUCAAGUGAAGCUUUGCGUGCAUCUCAGCCCGCUCAACGUCCGCAGGAAGACGAGUUAGCUGCCUCUCGACCACCCCACCUUGCAAUUGCUCCUGCCUCUGCCCAGGAUCCCUCUUCAAUUAUUACUCCGGCUCAGGACUACUCGAGCAGUAUACAGUACUAUACCGGGGAUUGUCCCAAUGAAGCGUCAAAUCCGUCGUUACCCCUGCCGGAUGUUCUCCCCACUCCGUCCCAUGCCCCCUACGCCUGUCCAGCCAAUGUUGACUUCGGGCUUCCGGAUCUCAGCCACCUCUCCUGGACCACCGAGCUUGACCAGCUCAGCUCCUGCGGACUUCCCACACCGGGUCUCGAGAUACCAGCCAUAGCCAAGGGACCCUUACCCUCCGACCGCCGACUGGGUCAAAUCUAUGAAUGGGAGAUGGACGAUGGCAGCAGCAGUAGCGUUGACCCUAGCCGAACCAGCACCGCAUCUCUAUGCCACCCCGUUACACCCCCUGAUUUCAAUGUGCUCGAGGAGUCAGCCGCAUAUCCUGUCCACCAUGUAGAGUCGGUCAGCUGUUCUACUUACCUGUAUCUCCUGCACGAUAUCGAGCAGACCACGACGAUCGGCCAUACGCUGGACUCCGUCCUCGCGGCUAACCAGAGAUAUCUGAGCACGCUGCUACAAAUGACGGAGAUACCGGGAUUCGAACACGCCUACGAUGCCCACCUACUCUUCACAGUGGCUCUGAGCAAGGUCAUCUCCCUGUUCAGCGCGGGGUAUAGGGAUUUCCUGGCACGGAUGGAAGGGCACGCGUUGAUGGGCGGUGUGGACCGGUUGAUUCGGUUUGGGGUGUUCGAGAUCGACUUUGUCGAGCAGAAAGCCAUCUGCCGCAGUAUUUUGCUACGCGAGUUGAAGCGAGCUCGGCUGUGUCUGGUGCGGCUGGUGGACGUAUUGAGUCGACAGAACGAAACCUGUGGUGCAGGACGCCACGAGGGUCUCUGCGAGGAGAUGGGUCAACGGUUAGAUCUAUUGGCUGGUUCAUUGGAGGGUAGUGAGCUAUAA
This is a messenger RNA of Aspergillus tanneri, 2007 nucleotides long. RefSeq lists its product as uncharacterized. The coding region runs from base 1 to 2007 and encodes 668 amino acids. The record is from RefSeq and is a predicted model, not a curated record. Gene Ontology annotation, molecular function: zinc ion binding; DNA-binding transcription factor activity, RNA polymerase II-specific. Lineage: Eukaryota; Fungi; Ascomycota; Eurotiomycetes; Eurotiales; Aspergillaceae. Gene Ontology annotation, biological process: regulation of DNA-templated transcription. The transcript has 5 exons.